This is a messenger RNA of Leptonychotes weddellii (Weddell seal), 613 nucleotides long. NCBI's taxonomy places the organism in Eukaryota, Metazoa, Chordata, Mammalia, Carnivora, Phocidae. The record is from RefSeq and is a predicted model, not a curated record.
CCACUCCACCAUCGUCAGCGAGUUUGACCUCGUGUGUGUCAAUGCUUGGAUGCUGGACCUCACACAAGCCGUCCUAAACCUGGGCUUCUUGGCUGGAGCCUUCACCUUGGGCUAUGCAGCAGACAGGUACGGCAGACUAGUCAUUUACCUAAUAUCCUGUUUCGGUGUUGGCGUCACCGGGGUCGUGGUGGCAUUUGCACCCAAUUUCCCUGUGUUUGUGGUCUUCCGCUUCCUACAAGGUGUGUUUGGAAAGGGGACAUGGAUGACCUGCUACGUAAUUGUAACGGAAAUAGUAGGUUCAAAGCAAAGGAGAAUUGUGGGAAUAGUGGUCCAAAUGUUCUUCACCCUUGGAAUCAUAAUUCUCCCUGGAAUUGCCUACUUUAUCCCAAAUUGGCAAGGGAUCCAGCUAGCCAUAACGCUGCCCAGCUUUCUCUUCCUCCUUUAUUACUGGGUGGUUCCUGAGUCUCCCCGCUGGCUGAUUACUCGGAAGAAAGGAGAUAAAGCAUUAAAAAUCCUGAGGAGCAUUGCCAAGUGCAAUGGGAAAUAUCUCUCACCAAAUUACUCAGAGAGUACAGGUCAACUUGCUGCUGAAACAGAGACCCAAAAAAUAUAA